CCUCUGUGCCUCUGCCUCUCUGUGCCUGGAGUUGUGUCUUCUUCAUUCCUCUCAGUUCGUGCACAGCUCUGCCUCCACGGUCAAGAUGUUUUUCCCCUUCACGUUGUUUUCGGCCACCACCUGGACUCUCCUGGCCCUGUGUGUCGCCCUCCUGUUUCUGUAUGGCAUAUGGCCUCAUAGGUUUUUUAAAAAGCUUGGAAUACCCGGACCAAGGCCUCAGCCCUUUGUGGGGACAAUGAUGUACUUUAGAAAGGGUAUUCAUGAGUGUGAUCGCGAGUGUCAAGCAAAGUACGGAGAUGUCUGGGGGUUGUAUGAUGCACGCACUCCAGUUCUGAUGGUGUCAGACCUGGACAUGAUUAAAAGUGUGUUGGUGAAGGAUUGCUACUCCGUGUUCACCAACCGCAGGGAAAGCUUUAUUGCGGGUCCGAUGGACGACGCGAUUACAAAUGUGAAAGAUGACAAGUGGAAACGGAUCCGGAGCACGUUGUCUCCCUGUUUCACCAGUGGACGACUGAAACAGAUCUUUCCCAUCGUGGCUCGCUACGCGGACCGGCUCGUGGAGAAAGUGGAACAGAAACACAAGGACGAGAUGAUCGAUGUCAAACAACUGGUGGCACCUUACAGCUUAGACGUUGUGACCAGCGCGUCUUUCGGGGUUGAGUCCGACUCCAUGAACAAUCCAGACGACCCCUUCAUCGUUCACAUCAAGAAGCUUCUGGGCUUCAGACUGUGGCCGAUCAUGUUAAUGAUGAUCUUCGGUAAUCGUCUGGUGAGGCUGCUGAGGAUUGAGUUAAUGGACACACUCAGUAUUGAUUAUUUCUACAAUGUCAUCCAGAGAUUUAAAGAGCAGCACAGUGCAGACAAGUCUGGGCGAUCAGACUUCCUGCAGGUGAUGCUUCAAAACGAGAUUCCGGACGCGGCGAUAGAGAACGAGCAGGAGCAGCCCAGUAAAGGUCUUACUGAACACGAGAUCCUUUCUCAGGCCUUCAUUUUCAUCUUCGGAGGCUAUGACACCACCAGCACCACCCUCUCCUACCUGUUUUACAAUCUGGCCACGAACCCCAACGCGAUGCGGACCCUGCAGGAGGAAAUCGAUGGCAGCCUACCGAGAGAUGCUCCGGUUACGUACGACGGCCUGCUGCGUCUGCAGUACCUGGACCAGGUCAUUUCUGAGUCGUUGCGCUUGACUCCCACCGCGCCUCGGCUCGAGAGGAUGUGCAAAAAAAACACCCAGCUCAACGGCAUCACCAUCCCUGAAGGAACCCUCGUUGGGAUUCCUGUGUCCCUGUUGCACAAGGAUCCACGUUUUUGGAGCACACCGGAACUUUUCAGACCAGAGAGGUUCAGUAAGGACGGUGGGGAGGAGGUGAACCCGUACGCGUACAUGCCGUUCGGGCUUGGGCCUCGUAACUGCAUUGGGAUGCGCUACGCUCUCCUCACCUUGAAAAUGAUUGUUGUGCGUCUCCUGCAGGAUUACACCUUCGAAACAUGCAGAGACACUGUGAUUCCUUUAGAGUACGACUGGAAGUUUCAGCCGAAGACACCAAUAAAACUCAAGUUUGUUCCCAGACAACAUUAGUCGGAGAGGGAAGAAAAGAAAUUAUGUCACAGUUGAUUUUUGUUUUCACCUUUCGCAGCAACUCAGAGGACGACAGGUCAAGUGUCAUUUCAUUCUGCUGAACGUCACUUUUCAACAACGUACUUUUCUAUAAAUAGUCUUUCAUCUUUAUGUCUUGAUGCUUAAGAAGAACAUUUUUUUUCCCCUAUAUUUUUUUAUGAUUCCAUUGAUUGAAAUUUAAGUAUUUUGGUUUUUUAUAAAAAUCGACUGCACAAUAAAUAUACUUUAUAUCACAGCA
Molecule: messenger RNA, 1856 nt
Organism: Platichthys flesus (European flounder)
Lineage: Eukaryota; Metazoa; Chordata; Actinopteri; Pleuronectiformes; Pleuronectidae
Product: cytochrome P450 3A27-like
Exons: 13
Coding region: 86-1579 (497 amino acids)
Molecular function (GO): oxidoreductase activity, acting on paired donors, with incorporation or reduction of molecular oxygen; iron ion binding; heme binding
Source: RefSeq, a predicted model, not a curated record